Messenger RNA from Macrosiphum euphorbiae (potato aphid), 339 nucleotides. The record is from the annotation of a GenBank genome assembly. Lineage: Eukaryota; Metazoa; Arthropoda; Insecta; Hemiptera; Aphididae.
AUGAACGCCUUCGAUCUGAAAUCCCUGCGACCUCCGCACGUCCGAUCAUUGAUCGCCGCGCUGGACUUGGCCGGCGAUCGUAGGAUAUCUUUGGCUGUCGGGCCACCAUUGCGUCGCCAUCAUUUCCGGUCGUGUCCAGAGCUGAGAUUUCAGUCGCCCAUGUACGGAGGAGUGAAUACCGUCCCUCCGGCACCAGAGGAAAUCCUGCAGAAACCAGCACGGUCUGAACGCCACAAAUACAUUUGGAAAAGAUCAAGACGAUUCAUUUGGAAGGGUCUGGUGAACGCGGCUCGCAGAAUUUUUUUCUGUCGUCAGAGCUGUUUGAUGGACAUGGAAUAA